Molecule: messenger RNA, 1407 nt
Organism: Danaus chrysippus (African queen)
Lineage: Eukaryota; Metazoa; Arthropoda; Insecta; Lepidoptera; Nymphalidae
Source: the annotation of a GenBank genome assembly
UUGAGAGUGAAUUGUGUGCCUAGAUUUUUGUUAAAUCCUAAAUUAAGAUGUUAUGAUGGCAUCACCGUAAUAAAAGGAAAAUUAUUAGAUGUGUCCAGUGUUACUAAUUAUGUUUACCACACAGUGUGGUCAUGUCCCGAAGAGUGUGAAGACAAUGAGGUAAUUUUGCGUAAUAUACCAAAAGUGCCGCCAAAAUGCUAUUCAUGUAAAAGUACGCUCUUUGAAAACAGUGGCUUAAGAAAGUGUGGUGAUAAAGUUGAUGCAACGUUUAAAUUGGAUACAGAAAUAUUGCCAAGAAAAUUUGUUAUGGUGGAUGAUUUAAUGACGAAACUGAAAUUGGGAUACGAAUAUCUGCUAUAUAUAUCAGUUCUGAAAAAACGGACCAUUGUUUGGUCCAUACAAGAAGUAGUUCCUCUGCCAGCACCAUUCACUUCUUCAAUACCUGAUGACAUAAAGGAAUUAUUUGAUAAAUGCAAAGGCGUUCCUUGGAAAUUUUUGUACUGUUUGGCUUCGACUAUAGGAGGAAGAAUAUGUCCUUUGAAUAAUUUUAUGACUGCUAAGAUCGGUUUAUUACUGAGCCUGGCCAGUGUGAAGGCUAAUGUUUACUGUGGGUCUCCAAUUCUGCAUUUUCUAGGAAGUGGUAAUGAUCUAGGAUACCUAGGCAGACUUAUAUGCGAAGCUGCCUUACUAGCAGAUUCUACUGCGAAUAUUGGUACUAAUUCAUCGAUUUCAACUUGUCUGACCAGCGCCUCAGGUGGCAUUUGUUUUAUGCCGCUACCGCUGCAAGCUUAUAGUCAAAAACAGAUACAUUCUAUAUUAUCUAUCAUAGAAACUGGUGAUAUUCCACCAAAUAAAGCAAAAUUACGGUGUGCCGUAUGGGCGUUUGGUAGUGACUUUAAGAAGAUUAUUUUAAAUAACUUCGGUAGCGUUUUUGGAACUGUUUACCGUGGAGACUGUGGAGAAUACGCCGACGAAUUGGCAGAUUUCAUGCUAGAAGGGGCUAUAAAUCCGUCUGCAGUUACAAAUGAGGAAAAGCAAGCUUUGAAUGACAUUCGUAAAUAUAUAGAUAUAGUAGCGAAUGUAAGGGUCUCUUUAGAUGAGGAGGGGGAAACGUUAUUGAGGAGUUAUUUUCUCGCAGCUCGAAAGGAGCGGCCAAAAGCGGUUACGGUCGGAAAUUUUGAGGCUUUAGUGUCCACUUGCAUCACUUCAGCUAGACUCUGUAGAAGGGAAGUAGCGAACAUUCAUGAUGCUGUCUUCGCUAUAUGGCUUCACGUCAGCGGCAUGACAGAACCUAGGUUUGCUCCGGAAGAAUAUCUGAACACUCCGGCAGAUAUAGCAAAGCUGAAGAAUGUUAUGAAAAAAUUUACUGAGUGGCUAGAAAAUUUUACAGGCUGCAAUUCUCAUUGA